GCAUGCGCCGCGGCGGGUCCCCGUCCGGUUCUAUGGUGCGGGCGGCGGCCGCUGCAUCUACGUGUCGGUACGGGUGGCCGCGCGGCCCUGGGAUAGCCUUCCGAAGAUGCCAAAUGAAGGAAUCCCCCACUCAAGUCGAACUCAGGAGCAAGACUGUUUACAGAGUCAGGAUGUCAGUGAGAGUGAAGAAGCGACAAUCAAGCGGGAAAAUGGUGUCGGUGUGGAGCUGGGGGAGAGCCUCCUGUCUUCUUCUGCUGACGGACCAUCCUGUUCCGCUGAGGGGUGCCCUGCAGAAGUUCAGAGGAGAGGGCCAGCCCUCCUGCACAUUGAUAGACAUCAGAUCCAGGCAGUGGAGCCCAGCUCACAGGCUCUGGAGCUGCAGGGAUUGGGUGUGGACGUCUACGACCAGGACGUGCUGGAGCAAGGUGUGCUUCGGCAGGUGGACAGCGCCAUCCAGGAGGCCAGCCGCACAGCCCAGCUUGCUGACGCGGAGAAGGAGUAUCGAUCAGUCCUGGACGACCUCACGUCAUGUACAACAUCCUUAAGGCAAAUCGAUAAAAUUAUCGAACAACUUAGCCCUCAAGCUGCCACCAACAGAGACAUCAACAGGAAACUUGAUUCUGUAAAACGACAGAAAUACAACAAGGAACAACAGCUGAAGAAGAUCACAGCAAAACGGAAACGUCUCCAGGCCAUCCUUGGAGGAGCAGAGGUACAAGUUGAAAUAGAUCAUGCCAGUCUGGAGGAGGAGGAGGAUGCAGAAGCGGGGCCGUCCUGCCUCGGCAGCAUGCUCAUGCCUGUGCAGGAGGCCGCUUGGGAAGAGCUCGUCCGCACUGGCCAGAUGACACCUUUUGGUACCCAGAUCCCUCAGAAGCAGGAGAAAAAGCCCAGAAAACUGAUGCUCAAUGAAGCGUCAGGCUUUGAAAAGUAUUUGGCAGAUCAAGCAAAACUGUCUUUUGAAAGAAAGAAGCAAGCCUGUAAUAAAAGAGCAGCUAGAAAAGCUCUGGCCUCAGUCACUUCUGAGCCCAGCUCAACACGCAGUGAAAACAAACCAGACAAGAAAGGCAGAGUUCUCUUGAAAAAAGAUAAGCGCUUGGAGAAGCGCAUAAGGAAACUCCAGAAGAAGGCCCUUCAGUUCCAGGGGCAAGUGGGACUGCCAAAGGGAAAGAGACACUUGGAGUAUGACAUGCGGCCCGAGGCAGAGGGAGCCUCUGAGGGUGAAGAGUCGGAGUACUUGCCCUCGGAGGAGGAGCCACAGGAGGCGGCGGGGGCCGACCUGUCCGAGGAUGAAUGGAGGCGGGUGCUCAGUCACCGGAAACGGCAGAAGAAAGUCACGGUGCAGGAUAUUGAUGAUGACUUUUUUCCAAGUUCUGGGGAAGAAGCUGAAGGCACAGGAGUGGGUGGAGGAGGUCGGAAAGUAGCAAGAUGCCGAGACGAUGGAGAUGAAGAUUAUUAUAAACAGCGGUUAAGGAGAUGGAAUAAACUGAGGCUGCAGGACAAAGAGAAGUGUUUGAAGCUUGAAGACGAUUCUGAGGAAAGCGAUGCUGAAUUUGAUGAAGGUUUUAAAAUGCCGGGUUUUCUGUUCAAAAAGCUUUUUAAGUACCAGCAGACAGGUGUUAGGUGGCUGUGGGAAUUGCACUGCCAGCAGGCAGGAGGAAUUCUGGGAGAUGAAAUGGGAUUGGGCAAGACCAUCCAGAUAAUUGCCUUCUUGGCAGGUCUGAGCUACAGCAAGAUCAGGACUCGUGGUUCAAAUUACAGGUUCGAGGGGUUGGGCCCAACUAUAAUCGUUUGUCCGACGACAGUGAUGCAUCAGUGGGUGAAGGAAUUUCACACGUGGUGGCCUCCAUUCAGAGUGGCAAUUCUGCAUGAAACUGGUUCCUUUACCCACAAAAAGGAGAAACUAGUUCGAGAUAUUGCUCAUUGCCAUGGCAUUUUGAUCACUUCUUACUCCUACAUUCGACUGAUGCAAGAUGAUAUUAGCAGGCAUGACUGGCACUACGUGAUCCUGGAUGAAGGACACAAAAUCCGAAAUCCAAAUGCUGCCAUCACCCUUGCUUGCAAACAGUUCCGCACCCCUCAUCGCAUCAUCUUGUCUGGCUCACCGAUGCAGAAUAACCUCCGUGAGCUGUGGUCGCUCUUUGACUUCAUCUUCCCAGGAAAGUUGGGCACGUUGCCCGUGUUCAUGGAGCAGUUCUCAGUCCCCAUCACCAUGGGAGGCUAUUCCAACGCUUCCCCGGUACAGGUUAAAACUGCUUAUAAGUGUGCAUGUGUCCUACGAGACACCAUAAAUCCAUACCUUCUGCGGAGAAUGAAGUCGGAUGUCAAAAUGAGCCUUUCUUUGCCAGAUAAAAAUGAACAGGUCUUAUUUUGCCGUCUUACAGAUGAGCAACAUAAAGUCUACCAAAAUUUCAUUGAUUCCAAAGAAGUUUACAGAAUUCUCAAUGGAGAGAUGCAGAUUUUCUCUGGACUUGUAGCCCUAAGAAAAAUCUGCAACCACCCUGAUCUCUUUUCUGGAGGCCCCAAGAACUUUAAAGGUAUUCCAGGCGAGGAACUAGAGGAAGAUCAGUUUGGAUACUGGAAACGUUCUGGGAAAAUGAUAGUUGUUGAGUCCUUGUUGAAAAUAUGGCACAAGCAGGGCCAACGAGUAUUGCUAUUUUCUCAGUCCAGACAGAUGUUGGACAUACUUGAAGUAUUCCUUAGAGCCCAAAAGUAUUCCUAUCUCAAGAUGGAUGGUACCACUACAAUAGCUUCACGACAACCUCUGAUCACAAGAUACAAUGAGGACGCAUCCAUAUUUGUGUUUCUUCUGACCACUCGGGUGGGUGGCCUAGGAGUCAACCUGACGGGGGCAAACAGAGUCAUCAUCUAUGACCCCGACUGGAACCCAAGCACAGACACACAGGCCCGGGAGCGAGCGUGGAGGAUAGGCCAGAAGAAGCAGGUGACGGUGUACAGGCUUCUCACUGCGGGCACCAUUGAAGAAAAGAUUUACCACCGACAAAUCUUCAAGCAGUUUUUGACAAAUAGAGUGCUAAAAGAUCCAAAACAAAGGCGAUUUUUCAAGUCCAAUGAUCUUUAUGAGCUGUUUACUCUGACCAGUCCUGAUACAUCCCAGAGCACUGAAACAAGUGCUAUUUUUGCAGGGACUGGGUCAGAUGUUCAGACACCCAAACGCCAUUUAAAAAGAAAACUUCACCCCGUCCUUGGAACAGACCAGAACGUUGCAAUGGGCAAAAAGCUCCCUGAUUCGAACGCAUCUGCAAAUGAUGCCACGUCAUCUGAAGAGAAAUCUAUAGCUAUGGGAGCUGAAAUAAAUGCAGCAACUUCUAAUCAAGAGGAUCCUUUGAAAGAUGCCCCUCAGACACCUCGUAGUCCAACCAGCAGUGACAGACUUGGAGGAGAAACAGAUGCGGAGUCCAGACUACAGGAGUCCUCAGGGAUUCGAGGAAAUGGGGAGUGUUCAGACUCUCCAGGAAUCGGUAAAAUGUGCAGGACUCCUGGUGAGGACAGCAUCGAAGAAAAGGAGGGUCUUUCUGAUAAAAGAGAAAGCUGCCAGGUUCAAACAGAACCCCUUUGGGAGAAUGAACAAACGGACACUAGUUUUCAGAAACACAAGUCAAAAACGAAACACCUUGUGACGGAAGAAGAGACCCUGGAGAAACACCUGAGGCCAAAGCAAAAGCCUAAGAACUCCAAGCACCGCAGAGACGCCAAGUUUGAGGGAACCCGAAUUCCACACCUAGUGAAGAAGAGGCAGUACCAGAGGCAAGACAAUGAAAAUGAGAGCGAGGUCAAGGAACGCAGCAAUGACGACUACGUUCUGGAAAAGCUUUUCAAAAAGUCAGUGGGCGUGCACAGCGUCAUGAAGCAUGAUGCCAUCAUGGACGGAGCCAGUCCAGACUACAUGCUGGUGGAGGCGGAGGCCAACCGCGUGGCCCAGGAUGCCCUUAAAGCACUGAGACUCUCGAGGCAGCGGUGUCUGGGAGCGGCGUCUGGUGUUCCCACCUGGACCGGUCACAGGGGGCUUGCUGGUGCCCCAGCAGGAAGAAAGAGUAGAUUUGGUCAGAAAAGGAACUCCAACUUCGCUGUGCAGCAUCCUUCUUCAGCAUCUCCAAAGGAGAAAAGCCAGGACGGCAUUCUGAAAAAGGAUGGAAAAGACAGUGUUUCUGAGCAUUUUAGUGGAAAAGUGGAAGAUGCAGAACUUUCAUCCGGGGCCCUCACUUCCUCCUCACUGUUGGCGAAAAUGAGAGCAAGAAACCACCUCAUUUUGCCAGCGCGCUUAGAAAGUGAGAGUGGGCACGUUCCGGAGGCCUCUGCCCCGCUGCCCUCCAGCACGGAACACGACGAGCUCCUGGUAGAAAUGAGGAACUUCAUUGCCUUUCAGGCCCAAGUCGACGGCCAGGCCGGCACUCGGGAGAUACUGCAGGAGUUCGAACCCAGGUUAUCGGCAUCACAGUCUUGUGUCUUUCGAGAACUGUUGAGAAAUCUGUGCACUUUUCAUAGAACUUCUGGUGGGGAAGGAAUUUGGAAACUCAAGCCAGAAUAUUGCUGAUCAACAUGACUUCCUGAGCUUUUAAUUGACUUUUUCUAGCAGAGAUUUCUGGUUAUUAAUCUAACAAUUAAUAAUCAUAUGUUUUGUCAAUGAAAGUGGACUGCAUUUGAUGUUUACUUUGAAUGAUAACUACCUCAUACUUUAAACUUUAAGGACGAAGAAAUUCUUCUCUGAAACUUAAGUUUUAAAAAAAUACCUGGAUUUUUUUUUUUCCCAAAAUGAAUUAUGUUAUAACAGGGACCUAACCAUUAAUCCUUGGAAUAUGUAUUUAUUCUUUUACCCAGAAGUUGCUUCAGGGAACACAUUAUUACUCAUUUAGAAGUUUAUAGAGCAGAACUCCUCAAGAAUUCCUCCUUUUUAUUUUUGCCUGCAUCCAUGACAUAUGGAAGUUCCCAGGCCACGGAUCAAAUCUGAGCUGCAGCUGCGUCAUACGUUGUAGCCACGGCAACACCAGUUGCUCAACCUGUGGUGCCACAGUGGGAACUCCCAAGAAUUCUUUUUGGUGCUAAAAACAUGUCUUAUAUUCAGUUAGACCUGUCUAGUAAGUCAGUUCAUCAGUAUGUGAUUACAGUUCUGUUUUUAGUACCUAGCUUUAAAUGUUUAAAUUGAUCAUUGAUCACUCAAGAAGAGACCAGAUUUGUUACCUUUUGAAUCAUAUUAGUUGCCUUUAAACGACCUUCCGUUUAAGGUGCUCAUAAAUUGACAGGUAUUUUUAUUGGUAAAGCAUGGAAUAGCUUGGUAAUAAAUGAUGAGACAUGUCUUUGCAGAAAGUUAUAGUUUCCUCAGUGGCUUUAAACAAAGGGUACUUCUCCUCACACCUCUCACCCCCUUGUGUGACUGUUUGUUUUAGGAAAAUGAAAUGUAUUAUCUUAUUAGAAAAAAAAAAAAACCCAAGCAGAACCAAAAGUAAGUAUAAAUAAAACUACCAACACAGGCACAUGCUCACAAACAUCACUCCAGACCACACCAGGAUCUACUGUCAUCCCCCCAUUCUACCCUCCACCUUCCAGACCGCUCUGCUUACAUGCUGGGAGGGAACCUUGAACAUACUAAAUGUUACUCAUUACCUGCCUUUCUCAGGAUUCUAGUAACUUAGAAUCAGGCAUCAUUGUUUUCCUUCUGUCCAGUCGUUUUCAUCUCUCUUUCCCCUUUGCAUUCACCAUUGACUCUCCUGUUUUAGAGGUUUGGUUUUCAGCUGCACCUGUUCUGUUUCUGGCUGUUGUUAACGUGUUUAGAGUUUGGUGCUGGUGUUGUCUUGGUCCACAGUUUGUUUUCUUAGCCUUGUUUUCCUUCCCUUCUCAUUGUUAUUUUAUCAUGUCAGCUCUGAAGCCUUGUUUUCUUAAAUUCAUUGGAUUUCUUAAAUUCUUUGGAUUCCUUAAAUGUCUUCUAGAGCUAUCACAGUGCAGUUUGUUUCUUGGAUUUGUUUCCUCAGGCGUGCUGUUUCCCACAUUUUUCUGUAUCAUGCUUGCCUUCCUCCCAUGCCAUUUCUUCGUAUCUUACUCAGCUGAGAGUGGGCAGCUGGGUCCAGGUCUCCUGUAUGCUCUUCCCUGCCAUCCAGAGAGAAGGGGUCGGGGAGAGCUGCUGCUGGGCAGCUUGUGGUUGGAGGACUUGGGUUUUACUUUUCUAUUCUGAGAUUUUGUUCAAUAGCUUGGGCUGUGAAUCCCUCCCCUUUGACAGGAGAUGUCAUAAUCAGUCAUAAUUCUUACUGGGAUUUUUUACCUUUCUUUUUUGGAUUCUGGCUUGUUCAUUUUAUUCAGUUUUUAGAACAAUUCAUUAUUAGAGGAGGAAGAUUUCUAUUGUUUUCUUCAUCCUGCUGUUAUUAUCUAGAAAUAAUAGAAGAGACUUCUAAACAGGUCAUCAGUACAUCCUAAACUUGACAACUUGGCUCAGAAGGGAGUCAAAACGCAUGACUUUUGUUCCUGGGAAGUUUUUUUGUUUUUUUGUUUUUAGGGCUGCACCCACAGCAUAUGGAUGUUCCCA
Messenger RNA from Phacochoerus africanus (Common warthog), 6532 nucleotides. RefSeq names its product ERCC excision repair 6, chromatin remodeling factor (gene ERCC6). The coding region runs from base 107 to 4552 and encodes 1481 amino acids. The record is from RefSeq and is a predicted model, not a curated record. Gene Ontology annotation, molecular function: ATP binding; ATP-dependent chromatin remodeler activity. Gene Ontology annotation, biological process: transcription-coupled nucleotide-excision repair. Lineage: Eukaryota; Metazoa; Chordata; Mammalia; Artiodactyla; Suidae. Gene Ontology annotation, cellular component: nucleus. The transcript is spliced from 21 exons.